AUGCGGGGGCGGCGCGGUGCGGAGGACGCCGCGCAGCUGCCCCCUCGGCGCGCCCGCGCCCCGCGCCCCGCGCCCCGGCCGGCGGCCCCCGACGGCGCCCGGGCCGCCGCGCGCCUGAGCCUCGCCUGCGCGCUGCUGCUGCUGCUGCUCACGCUGCCGGCCCGCGUGGACACGUCCUGGUGGUACAUCGGGGCGCUGGGAGCCCGAGUGAUCUGUGACAAUAUCCCUGGUCUGGUGAGCCGGCAGCGGCAGCUGUGCCAGCGUUACCCAGACAUCAUGCGCUCGGUGGGCGAGGGUGCCCGAGAGUGGAUCCGAGAGUGUCAGCACCAGUUCCGCCACCACCGCUGGAACUGCACCACCGUGGACCGGGACCACACCGUCUUUGGCCGUGUCAUGCUCAGAAGCAGCCGGGAGGCAGCGUUCGUGUAUGCCAUCUCGUCCGCAGGGGUAGUUCAUGCUAUCACCCGCGCCUGUAGCCAGGGGGAGCUGAGUGUGUGCAGCUGCGACCCCUAUACCCGCGGCCGACACCAUGACCAGCGUGGGGACUUUGACUGGGGUGGCUGCAGCGACAACAUACACUAUGGCGUUCGCUUUGCCAAGGCCUUCGUGGAUGCCAAGGAGAAGAGGCUCAAGGACGCCCGGGCCCUCAUGAACUUACACAACAACCGCUGUGGCCGCACGGCCGUGCGGCGCUUUCUGAAGCUGGAGUGUAAGUGCCACGGCGUGAGCGGCUCCUGCACGCUGCGCACCUGCUGGCGAGCGCUCUCGGACUUCCGCCGCACCGGGGACUACCUGCGGCGGCGCUACGACGGGGCAGUGCAGGUGACGGCGACCCAGGAUGGCGCCAACUUCACCGCAGCCCGCCAAGGCUACCGCCGCGCCACCCGGACCGACCUGGUCUACUUCGACAACUCCCCAGACUACUGUGUCUUGGACAAGGCUGCAGGUUCCUUAGGCACUGCAGGCCGUGUCUGCAGCAAGACAUCUAAAGGGACAGACGGCUGUGAAAUCAUGUGCUGUGGCCGAGGGUAUGACACAACUCGAGUCACCCGUGUCACCCAGUGUGAGUGCAAAUUCCACUGGUGCUGCGCUGUGCGGUGCAAGGAGUGCAGAAACACCGUGGACAUCCACACCUGCAAGGCCCCCAAGAAGGCAGAGUGGCUGGACCAGACCUGA
Pipistrellus nathusii (Nathusius's pipistrelle) is the source of this 1176-nucleotide messenger RNA. NCBI's taxonomy places the organism in Eukaryota, Metazoa, Chordata, Mammalia, Chiroptera, Vespertilionidae. The record is from the annotation of a GenBank genome assembly.